GUUUAAUUUAUAUGAGCUUCGUGUUUGCUAUAUAUUUAUCAGCAACAUCAACUGGUUUAAAUGUGAUGACUUAGAUAUUUGAGUAGAAAGGCUUCAAUUAUUUGGGUAAUUAUUCGAUUUUCACUAUCUUCUUAUUUGGAAUGAUUGGAAACUUUGUAUGUAAAUAUAAUUUUAGAUAUUCAAGGUAUUUUAUAUAUCAAGAAACUUUAAUACAGAUAUAGUUUUUUUAUUCAUUCUUUAGGAUAUCUGCUAUUUUUGAUUUCUGGUUUAUUGGUUUGUCAUUGUGCAAAUGAAGAGGAAGGAAUGUGCAAUUGGUAUUGGAUAUAUUUAAUAACAAUCAUUUCAUCAGCAAUAAGUGGAUUUACAUCAUCUGGUUUAUUUAUAACAUAAAAUGAUUAUGUAGCAAAAUUGAGUAAAUAAUCUAGAAAGGCUGGAUUAUAUUAUGGAAUUGCUUGGGCUGUUCUUUAACUUUCAUAAGUUAUAGGAAGUUUAUAUUCAGCAUUUGUAAUUGUACAAAUAAAACAAUUUUAUUUUUAUUGUUUGAUGGUAGCAGUGGCUACUAUUGGUUCCUUUUCUUUUCUUUUAGUACCAUAACCUAAAUAAUCAACUCAUCAUAUUGUAUAAUUAUAAGAAGAGAUGGAUGUUUCGAAUAAUGAGGAAAUAAAAAGAUUGAAACCAAUUUCUGUUUUAUUGACUAUGAAAGAAUUUAGAGUUAAAUGUUUUAUAUUUCCAAUGAUGAUUACUGGUUGUCUUUUGAGUUUUUAAUGGAAUGUUAUGCAUUACAUCAUCGAGAAUUCAAUUGAUACCUAAUCAUUAACUGAUGAGGAAAUUACUAAAUAUACUUUGUUAGUGAUGACGGUAUUAGGAUGUUGUGAAGUCUUGGGGGGUGUAAUAUAUUAUUAUUUAUAAAUUAUUAGAUAUUCAUUGGUUUUUUUAAUACCUAUACACCAAAGUAUACAAGUUAAAUUCUACAAUUUCAUUUGAUAUCUGUUGCAUUAUUAUUAGCAAUAAUCAAUACUUAUGAAUAGAAAUAUGGAAUAUGUUUUAUAAUAGCAAUCCUUUGGGGAUUGGUUGAUUGUGGAACUACAUCAACAUUGUUAGCUAUUAUUGCAUAGGAUUGGAAUGAUCAAAUAUAAUAUUUUGGUCUCUUUAACUUUUUAUAAUGUUUGGGAGGAAUGAUAUCAACUAUUGCUUCAAUAAUAUUAUCAUGUAAAUCUAAAUAAUUAUGAUCUAAGAAUAACCAAUGGAAUGGUCUAUAUUUUUUUUGUUGACUUGUGUAUGUAUAAGUAAAUUUAGUAUUUGUUGUUAUUAAAAAUUGUACAUAAAAAAAUGA
This is a messenger RNA of Paramecium sonneborni, 1333 nucleotides long. The record is from the annotation of a GenBank genome assembly. Lineage: Eukaryota; Ciliophora; Oligohymenophorea; Peniculida; Parameciidae.